Molecule: messenger RNA, 639 nt
Organism: Pediculus humanus corporis (human body louse)
Lineage: Eukaryota; Metazoa; Arthropoda; Insecta; Psocodea; Pediculidae
Exons: 3
Coding region: 1-639 (212 amino acids)
Biological process (GO): tRNA wobble uridine modification
Cellular component (GO): cytoplasm; elongator holoenzyme complex; transcription elongation factor complex
Source: RefSeq, a predicted model, not a curated record
AUGAAAUUAAAUUUUAACUGUGAUUUAAUUGUCGCAGAUAUCACAGGGGAUUCUUUUAAAAACAGUCAUUAUGGAAAUCUUUACGAUUGCAUCAAAGAAAAAUUAAAUCGAGGAAAAUAUUUUUCCAAUCAAGAAAAUUCAGAAAGAAACAUUCUUAGAAUUGCUUUGCAUUCUUUAGAUUCUCCUUUAUGGCGUUACGAUUUGAAAAAUGACAAUCAAAUAAAUCUGAGUUACUUUUAUCAGUUUUUAUAUUCGUUGAGAUCAUUAAUCAGGCAGACAUACAGUACCUGUAUUAUAACCAUACCAUUUAGUAAAUUUCAGGAUAGUCAUGUUGAUAAGUGUUUACAUUUUAGCGAUAUAGCAAUACAACUUCAAUCAUUUGCAGGGACAAAUUGUGAAAAUGUGGUGCCAUAUAAAGACUACCAUGGUUUUUUUAUCAUACAAAAAUUGGUAGCCAUUAACAGUUUAGUCGCUUUCAAUUCUAACAAAACAAAUUUAGCAUUUAAACUGAGGAGGAAAAAAUUUGUCGUUGAGGAAUUUCACUUGCCACCCGAAUUGGAAGAUUCUGCUGAAAGAGAACAAGACGAUUCCGCCAUAUUGACUUGUUCCUCGGUCAAAUCGAAAAAAUUAGAUUUUUAA